CACAAAGUCUUUCCAGUAGGUCACUGAAUGGAUCUGCUUGAUUGAGAGACACAGAGACUGCUGGGAUCCCAGGGGCAACAAGAGUGAUAUAACUCGUGGGGGUUCAGACUCUGCCUGCUGCGCUCACUAUGGCCUCCCUAUUCCGGAGUGAAGAGAUGAGCCUGACCCAGUUGAUUCUGCAGGUCGAGGCCGGGUACUGCUGUAUCGCGGAGUUAGGAGAGCUGGGAUUGGUGCAGUUCCGGGAUCUAAAUGCCAGUGUCAACAGUUUCCAGCGCCGUUUCGUGAAUGAAGUGCGUCGGUGUGAAAAUAUGGAGAGGAUCCUGCGCUUCCUGGAGAGUGAAAUGGUUAACGACAAGAUCAAAAUCCGGACGCCGGAGAAACUGCCGCAGACUCCGUUACCCAGAGAAAUGAUCGACCUGGAGACUGUGCUGGAGAAACUGGAAGGGGAGCUGCAGGAGGUGAACCGGAACCAGCAGGCCCUCAAGCAGAACUUCCUGGAGCUGACGGAACUCAAGCAUCUGCUGAAAAAGACUCAGGACUUUUUCGAGGCGGAGGCUAACUUGCCGGAUGACUUUUUUAGCGAGGACACCAGUAGCCUGCUGGAGCUUCGAACAAUCCCCAGUGCUGCGGCUGCUGGGAAACUGGGCUUCACGGCCGGAGUCAUCAACCGAGAGAGAAUGGCAACAUUUGAGCGGUUGCUAUGGAGGGUUUGCCGGGGCAACAUUUACCUGAAGUACACGGAAUUGGACACGGCGCUGGAAGAUCCGGUCACAAAAGAAGAGGUAAAGAAAAACGUAUUUAUUAUAUUCUAUCAAGGAGACCAACUGAAACUGAAGAUUAAGAAAAUCUGCGAUGGAUUCAAGGCCACAGUGUACCCGUGCCCCGAGUCUGCCACUGAGCGCAAAGAAAUGGUGGCCGAUGUCAACACAAGGAUCGAAGACUUAAACACGGUAAUCACCCAAACAGAGUCUCACAGGCAGCGGGUGUUGCUGGAGGCCGCCCAAAGUCUGUGCAGCUGGGGCAUUAAGGUGAAGAAGAUGAAGGCGGUAUAUCACGUUCUGAACUUGUGCAACAUUGACGUUACCCAGCAGUGCGUCAUUGCUGAGAUCUGGUGCCCUAUAGCGGACAAGGAGCAGAUCAAGCAAGCCCUUCAUCGUGGCAUGGAGAGAAGUGGCUCCACCAUUGCUCCAAUUUUGACCAACAUCUCUUCUAAGCUGGACCCACCAACCUUCAACCGCACAAACAAGUUCACAAGCGGAUUUCAGAACAUCGUUAAUGCUUAUGGAGUUGGAAGUUACAGGGAGAUGAACCCAACACCCUACACUAUCAUCACGUUCCCCUUCCUCUUUGCGGUGAUGUUUGGAGACUGCGGACACGGGUCUGUCAUGUUGGGAUUUGCCCUUUGGAUGGUUCUAAAUGAGAAACAGCUGUUAGCAUCGAAGACAGAUAAUGAGAUCUGGAACACGUUCUUUGGGGGUCGCUACCUCAUCCUGCUCAUGAGUAUCUUCUCUAUCUACACUGGAUUCAUUUAUAAUGACUGCUUCUCCAAAUCCUUUGAUAUCUUUGGCUCUUCCUGGAGAGUCCGUCCUAUGUUCAUCAACAAAACAUGGAAUGAUAAUCUGGUGCAUCAGGGAUUGCAGCUACAAUUAGAUCCUGCGGUUCCGGGAGUGUUUUCUGGGAACCCGUAUCCCUUCGGAAUCGACCCAAUCUGGAACAUUGCACAAAACAAGCUCACCUUCCUCAAUUCGUACAAAAUGAAGAUGUCCGUUGUAAUGGGGAUCACCCAGAUGGUUUUUGGGGUGAUGCUUGGCCUUCUCAACCACAUAAACUUCAAGAGGCCCAUCAACAUCAUCCUUCAGUUCAUUCCUGAGAUGAUCUUCAUCAUCUGCCUCUUUGGGUACCUGGUCUUCAUGAUCAUCUUCAAGUGGUGCAAGUAUGACGUACACAGCUCGCAAGGUGCCCCGAGCAUCCUCAUCCACUUCAUCAACAUGUUCCUCUUCAACUACAGUGACCCAACCAAUGCUCCUCUCUACGAACAUCAGAAAGAAGUGCAGACUUUCCUUGUUAUUUUUGCCUUGAUCGCCGUCCCUUGGAUGCUGUUAAUAAAACCCUUUGUCCUGAGGGCAAAUCACUUGAAAGCUCAACGCAUGCUUCAAUCAUCGUCGGGGCCCGAGGAUCACGCGGAACUCACAGAUGUGGAAAAUGCACACGCCAAUCACAAGAGUAAAAAAGAGGAGCAUGGUGGGGGAGACCAUGGGGGAGGACAUGGAGAGCAUGGUGAAGAGUUUGAUUUUGGGGAUAUAUUUGUUCACCAAGCCAUCCAUACCAUAGAGUACUGCCUGGGGUGCAUAUCCAACACUGCCUCCUACCUGCGCCUUUGGGCUUUGAGUUUGGCCCAUGCACAGCUGUCGGAGGUGCUAUGGACCAUGGUAAUGCACCAAGGCCUGAGCAUCGGCGGCUACGGAGGACUUAUCGGCGUCUUUAUUAUAUUCGCUGCCUUUGCCGUUCUUACUGUGGCCAUCUUGCUGGUCAUGGAGGGGCUGUCGGCCUUUCUCCAUGCCCUUAGGCUCCACUGGGUUGAAUUCCAGAACAAAUUUUACGCCGGCACGGGGCAUCUGUUCAGUCCAUUUUCCUUCCAGAGUAUCCUGGAGGGCACAGACAAUGAGUAAAGACACCAGCACUGCCCGGCUUCCUAUUUAUAUCCCUAGAACGAGUGCUCUUCUGAGCGCUUUUGCAAUUUAUAUUGUUUUUUUUUCUAGUCUUGUGAUGUUGCUUUGCCUAGACCUGACCGGAGAAACUUCACAUCACUGCUCACUAACUUCAUUUUCAGCCGACUGCAGUCGCUCCAAAUGGCCACAGGUGGGGCUGUUGUUUCACCAGUGUAAACAGGUCAUUUCUUUCUUAGAAACAAAAAUAAUAUAAAUUGCAAAAGAGCUCGUUUACCUGUUUUACAUUUAGUAUAAAAAUGAAAUACAGUCAACCGUAACAUAAUAAAAAAAA
Messenger RNA from Xenopus tropicalis (tropical clawed frog), 3000 nucleotides. RefSeq names its product ATPase H+ transporting V0 subunit a4 (gene atp6v0a4). The record is from RefSeq and is marked provisional. Gene Ontology annotation, molecular function: proton-transporting ATPase activity, rotational mechanism. Lineage: Eukaryota; Metazoa; Chordata; Amphibia; Anura; Pipidae. Gene Ontology annotation, cellular component: vacuolar proton-transporting V-type ATPase, V0 domain; membrane; proton-transporting V-type ATPase, V0 domain. Gene Ontology annotation, biological process: proton transmembrane transport.